Molecule: messenger RNA, 2843 nt
Organism: Oryctolagus cuniculus (rabbit)
Lineage: Eukaryota; Metazoa; Chordata; Mammalia; Lagomorpha; Leporidae
Source: RefSeq, a predicted model, not a curated record
CCCCUGCACGGAGGAGAGUGUCAAGAAUGCACCUUCGAGUUUGUCUUGGGAGAGAGCGAGGCGGCUGUCCCACGCUGGCACCGAGGCCACUGACCCUGUAGGACCCAUUGUUAGCGGAUAAUGGAAAUUAGUAUCUUCAUAUACGUAACUGUUUCUUACACAAGGAGUACCUGGAGAAUAUCUAACCUUGGCCAAGCCUGAGUGAACUACAGAAUACAGGUGUGGGAGCUGCUGGCUGACUCGGAUCCUGGCGUCACGCACUGCAGACGUCCGAGUGAGGCACAAUGUCAACAGCGGGAGUUGCUGCCCAGGAGAUUCGGGGCCCGCUGAAGACUGCGCUUCUGCAUAAUGGCCCGGCCAUGGGGAGCGUGAGGACCUGCUGGGGCCGCCGGAGAGAGCUUGAGAAUAACUUCUUAAAUAUCGACCCAAUAACGAUGGCCUACAGACUGAACUCGCCUGCUCAGGGGCACCUGACAGCUCUCGGGCACACUUCGAAAUCUCCGGUGAAUGGCCACUACUUUGCAGAAAACGGUCCCUCUGCAAGACCCAGCCUGCCCCCUCUCAUUAUUCCCCCAAGUGAAGGCGUGGGGCAGCGUGAAGAGGAUCAGGUUGUGUGUGGAGUUAAGAAGCUCUCGGUGAAUGGCGUUUGUGCUUCCACGCCUCCACUUACACCCAUGAAAAACCCCCCUUCCCUCUUCCCCGGCGCAGCUCUUGGGGAACGGGGUUCGAGGCCCCUUCCACCGCUGCCGCUCUCCGAAGACCUCUCUCUCGAUGAGACAGACUGUGAGGUUGAGUUUCUCACCAGCUCGGACACAGACUUCCUUCUAGAAGACUGUACACUUUCUGACUUCAGAUACGACGUCCCUGGCAGGCGAAGCUUCCGUGGCUGUGGACAGAUCAACUAUGCGUAUUUUGACACCCCGGCUGUUUCUGCCACAGAUCUCAGCUACGCGUCGGACCAAAACGGAAGUGUCCCACAUCCAAAUCCACCUCCCCCUCAAGCCCACCGAAGGUUAAGAAGGUCUCAUUCGGGACCGGCUGGCUCCUUUCACAAGCCAGCCAUAAGGAUAUCCAGCUACACACACAGAGCGUCUCCCAACUCCGAUGAAGACAAACCUGAGGUUCCCCCCAGGGUUCCCAUACCUCCCAGGCCAGUGAAGCCCGAUUAUAGAAGGUGGUCGGCAGAGGUGACGUCCAGCACGUACAGUGAUGAGGACAGGCCUCCCAAGGUACCCCCCAGAGAGCCUCUAUCCCAGAGCAGCUCCCGCACCCCGAGUCCUAAGAGCCUUCCGUCGUACCUCAACGGGGUCAUGCCCCCGACCCAGAGCUUUGCCCCUGACCCCAAGUACGUCAGCAGCAAGGCCCUGCAGAGACAGCACAGCGAGGGCUCCGCUAACAAGGCGCCUUGCAUCCUGCCCAUCAUUGAGAAUGGGAAGAAGGUGAGCUCCACACAUUAUUACCUGCUACCUGAGAAACCGUCCUACCUGGACAAGUUUGAGAAGUUUUUUAGGGAAGCGGAAGAAACGAGCACAAGCGCCCACCUCCAGCCACUCCCUGCUGACUGCGCGGUGGUUUCAGCCGUGGAAAAGCUGGACUCAAAAACACGAGUGGAUCUGGGCGGCCACGUGAAGCGCAAACACCUCUCCUACGUGGUGUCCCCGUAGCCCGUCGCCUGGGAGCCGUGGCUCUCGCCUUGCCAGUUUUGAGGGUCACAGCAGGAUCUGUACGGUGAACUGUGUCGUAACGGAAAGGUUCGGGGCAGCUGUGAGCCCGCGUCCCUGACUGUCGGCGCUGGAGAGAAGCGAGUUCAGGUCGGCGACUCGAGCGGGAGGGCGGGGCGGCCCCUCUGCGUGCACCACACGCCUGUGUACACGUCGUGGCCCAGCCCGAGCCGUAGUUGCAGGUCAGCCAGUUAGGCUCUCUUGGAGUAGUAAGAACUCAAGCUGGAGAAACGACUCCUGAGAGACUGAAAGUCGAGCAAUCAAAGGAGAAACAGUGUUGUUCAGAUCAAAAUCGUAGAAAGAUUAUUUUUGUUAAGUUUGAAGAUAUCUGGCUCAAGCCAGUUCUGUUCUGUGUCAUUUAUCUUGCAAGCAGUCUUACUUGGCAACCAUGUGAUCACCUGUGCGUGUCUCACAUCUCAGAGUGAGCAGCCGAGAGAAUUCGUCCACACUGCUCAGUCCCGCGUUCUUCCCCCAGACAGGCGGGAAAGCCUGCUGGGCCAGUGGGCUUCAGGAUGUCAGUUUACAGGCUACGCGAUGGAGAGUCACUGCGUGGGGGCGUGUGCUAUAUGUUUUUGUUUGUAGGUUUUUUUUAGACUGUAUUAAUAAACAAGUACAACACAAGCUGGCCUUGUGUUGCUGGUUCCUAUUCAGUAUUUGCUGGGGAUUGUUUGCUUGUUAAGUAAAACACUUCUGACCAGUAGUGCAGUAUGUCUUAAUACCAGAGGUCACAUCAGCCGUCUUUCUGCUUAGAAACUCCCACUGGCUGCCUCGCUGCCUCCCUGACUCUGAGCCCCAGAGCUGCAGUCCUGUCCUCACCUCCUGCCGUGCAUGUAUCUUGUGUAGGCAAGCGCAGAGACAAGGUGCUCCCUAACAGGUCCGUGAUCACGAUGUUCUCUUAACAGUCAAACAAGCCGUUUACAGUUUCAACUGCUGAGUGACAUUUGAGCUAUUUAAAGCUUAUUAUAUUUUAGUAUGAACUAAAUGAAGGUUAAAACAUGCUUUAGAAAAUGCACUGAUUUCCGCAUUAUGUGUACAGUAUUGGACAAAGGAUUUUAUUCAUUUUGUUGCAUUAUUUUGAAUAUUGUCUUUUCAUUUUAAUAAAGUUAUAAUACUUAUUUAUGA